Anopheles moucheti is the source of this 3021-nucleotide messenger RNA. It is a transcript of the gene Arp1, whose product is annotated as actin-related protein 1. The record is from RefSeq and is a predicted model, not a curated record. NCBI's taxonomy places the organism in Eukaryota, Metazoa, Arthropoda, Insecta, Diptera, Culicidae. The transcript is spliced from 4 exons. Bases 186 to 1316 code for a protein of 376 amino acids.
UCAGAGAACGACGGAAAACGGUCUUUCUCGCCACCCCUUCCUUCAGAAACGCGGAUUGGCAAAGAGAAAAGAAUCUAUAUUACCGUUUUGUGAGUUGUUCUUCUCGGUUUAGAUUUCGUUCCGUUUUUGCUUCCGGUUGUUUCGGUGUCCCGGAAGUCCAUAGUACAGCCACAGUUCGCAGCGCAAUGGAGCCUUAUGAUGUGAUAGUGAAUCAACCGGUCGUCAUCGACAACGGUUCUGGAAUGAUUAAGGCCGGUUUCGCUGGCGAUCACAUACCAAAGUGUCGUUUUCCCAACUACAUGGGUCGGCCCAAGCAUGUGCGCGUGAUGGCCGGUGCACUCGAAGGGGACAUGUUCGUGGGACCAAAGGCGGAAGAUUAUCGGGGGCUGCUAAGCAUCCGCUACCCGAUGGAGCACGGUAUCGUGACGGACUGGAACGAUAUGGAAAAGAUCUGGACGUACAUCUACAGCAAGGAUGAGUUGUCAACCUUUGCCGAAGAGCACCCGGUUCUGCUUACCGAAGCACCGCUGAAUCCGCGCAAGAACCGAGAAAAGGCAGCCGAAAUCUUUUUCGAAACGUUCAACGUACCCGCAUUGUUUGUGUCGAUGCAGGCCGUGCUGAGUCUGUACGCGACUGGGCGCGUCACCGGUGUGGUGCUGGACUCGGGUGACGGUGUGACACAUGCUGUACCCAUAUUCGAAGGUUUCGCUAUGCCGCACAGCAUCAUGCGCGUAGAUAUUGCGGGACGGGACGUGACCCGUUACCUAAAGACGCUUAUUCGCAAGGAAGGCUUCAGCUUCCGAACGACGGCCGAAUUCGAGAUAGUGCGCUCGAUCAAGGAAAAGGUAUGCUCGUUAGCGACGAAUCCGCUUAAAGAGGAAACGGUCGAUACAGAGAAAACCAAGUACGUGCUACCGGACGGAAAUGUCCUCGAGAUUGGACCGGCGUGCUAUCGUGCACCGGAGGUACUAUUCCGCCCUCAUAUGCUAGGGGAGGAGUGCGAAGGCAUACACGAGGUGUUAAUAUACUCGAUUCAAAAGUCCGACAUGGAUCUGCGAAAGAUGCUUUAUCAGAACAUUGUGUUAUCGGGCGGAUCGACAUUGUUCAAAGGUUUUGGCGAUCGAUUGCUGUCCGAGAUAAGGAAACACGUGGCAAAGGAUAUGAAAAUAAGGAUUGCUGCCCCACAGGAACGUAUCUAUUCGACCUGGAUGGGUGGAUCAAUUCUGGCCUCUCUCGACACAUUCAAGAAAAUGUGGGUCUCUAAACGAGAAUUCGACGAAGAUGGUCAGAGGGCGAUUCAUCGGAAAACAUUUUAAAGUGUGCUAAACAACUUAAACAACAUACAUUCGGCGACAGUUUUCUGGGUACAGAUACUCUCAAAACUACAAGACACUGCUGUGUCUACAGAAAAGUGAGAAAGCAAGAGAGACAGACGGGACAGUAGGUGAAAUUGUGAAGAAAAAAAAUCACAGAGCAGAAGGGGGUUUUUGGGAGGAAUAUAGGACAUUUUAGAAUGAUUUUGGGGCAGCCACCGUAGAUGCUUCUCUCAGGUUUAUAUUCGCUAUUGGAUAUCGUACACCGGUAACAAACUGGAAUGAGUUGUGUUUUUCGUUUCAAACCCGUGAUUCAACGCGCGCACGAUUUGCAAUUUGGCCUGCUUGGUCCACAGUACAGCUUUAUGCAAAUAUAUUUUAUUUCACAGUGAUGCAUAAACGCAUUUUGAAGGUAAAAAGGAUUCACAGAACAACAUAAUAUAAUGUAUAGAAUCUAAAACUAAUAUAAGCUAAAACAUGAUGGACGGUCACUUCAGACCUGAGGGACGCAAUCAUUUGGAAGAGAGAGUGUUCUGCAGAAAGAUUUAGGCAGAUUGUUGAGCUUUUUUCAUUUAAAUUUCAAUGGACUUCACGAAUGUAAUAUGCGCGCACAGAAAGUCUUUAUCACACAAAUAGACACGAUAAGAUCAGAUGUUUGAGCAGACCUGAUGCGAACAAAGCCCCCUUGAGACUCAUGUCGUUUGCGAUGCUUUUAGGCUGACCACCUUGAUUUCUUCCAACGUUUAACGGUCUAAAACGUUUAUGUUCGGCUUAACACUACCCCAACCGUGGAAACCAUUAUUUUGUAGUCUUUGUUUGUUACUCUGUACUAUGUGGUAUUUUUUUUGUUUGGUCUGUUAAUUGUUUGCUGUUGUAAAAUGUACCAUGCUUUUUAUCAUGAUCAAAUGGAGUAAACAUUUUGAAGUUGCAGCUUUAAUAGGUAGCUGAAGCGGUUUGUGCAUUCACUUCUAGCACAUUUUGUCUCACAUUUAGAUAAAUGUCACCCGCGUGCGAUAGAAUCACCUUCAUUCCAACCUAUAUUGCAUAACCAAUAAGAUGUGCAAUUGCUUCAUAUUUUUGUUUUUAGCUCACCGUUCCUUUCCUUUCUGUGCAGAAACUUAUAAUUGAUGCUUUUAAAGUUCAUUAGCGUGGUUAAUAAGCAAUAAUCGAUAGUCGCAAAACAACGCUUUCUGAUAUGUGUUUUUUUAUUGUGUGUAUUUCCUUUCAUCAAUUAACAUGAAUUAAGUUAUGAUUUAGUAAUUUAUAUUCAAUAACUACCAAUUAACGUUAAACGCGUAAUUCCGCGCGUGUACAUGUGGCUGAUGGCCGCAUAUAAAGCAAAGUGCAAAAAUGCGCAUAUAAUCAAGCAUAAAUUGGUCCGAGAGAACGAUAACGACAAUUUUUCAACAGUGCUGCGCAAAGACAGAAAUAUCCUUAUCCUCCUUUAAGCGUAUGAAUAGAUAUUAUAUAUUAUAUUAAUUUGUACCAAUUUGCAGUUCAUGUUGUAUCGCUGCACAUCAAGUCCAAACACCGGCAGAUGGUUAGAGAAAGUUGGAGGGCAAAUUUGAACGUGUGGUUAGAGAUGGUACUUAUCGCUUACGUGGUUAACUCUAUAGCGCCAACGAUAUGCACCCGAGAGCGAGCGCGAAUAACUGCACUUGGCGAUUGUGUACGACGAAAGGAAGAAAUAUAUCGAACCAGGAAUCUA